Messenger RNA from Puma concolor (puma), 549 nucleotides. The record is from RefSeq and is a predicted model, not a curated record. Lineage: Eukaryota; Metazoa; Chordata; Mammalia; Carnivora; Felidae.
AUGGGGAGCCAGGGGCCUGGAGGGCUGCCCCUGGUACAGGCCCCCUACACAGUUCUGCUGCUGCCAUUAGGGACAAGCCUGCAAGACCCAGGGGCCCGGAGCUUCUUCCUCUGGCUGCAGAAGAUGCAGGCUCUGGAGAGAGAGCAGGACGCCCUGUGGCAGGGGCUGGAGCUGCUGGAGCACGGCCAGGCCUGGUUUGAGGGCCGUCUGAGGGAGGCACAGCAACAACAGCUGCAUCUGGGGGCUCUUGGUGAGAAUUUUCUAUCAGAUUUACACUCAGAGCCUGGUGGCCCCCAGUUAGCCCAGAUUCAAAAUAUGAACAUCUGUUUGCAGAAUCUGAUUCAGGAGAAGUUCUCCCCACAUCCCUCGAAUCAGGCUAGUUCCUGUGCCACCCAGGACUGGAAGGGAAGGCCAAGGAAGCAGACGGCAUGGCAGCAGCAGGUAAACUGUAGGGAAUUGUCAAGGCAGCAGAAAGGAGGCACUCAGCCCAAAGGGGAGACUGCUCAGCUGGGCUGCCCCAAUAUGCGGAGGGGCCCCACCCAUGUGUGA